UCGUGUAGCCCGUUGAGAAAAUUAUCACCAUGUCUGGACCACGAAGGAAUUAUCCGUUUGGAAAGUCGCAUCGUAGCAGCCUCGUAUACUUCAUUCGACGUCAGGUAUCCCAUCAUAUUACCCUCAAACCACGCUGCAACAAAACUGCUUUUAAAUUGGUACCAUCGUCGCUUGUUGCACGGGAACCAUGAGACAGUAGUUAAUGAAGUACGUCAAAAAUAUCACAUCUCUAAUCUCAGAUCCGUCUUGCGUAAGGUGGUCAAAGGUUGUUCAUUUUGUCGGGUUAGAGGGGCUAGGCCAUUGGUUCCCAGAAUGGCGCCACUUCCCGAAGCGAGGUUGCAAGCAUAUAUUAGGCCGUUUUCUUUCACUGGACUGGAUUACUGUGGACCGUUCAACAUCAGAAUUGGCCGGGCCACUGUGAAGAGGUGGAUUGCAUUGUUCACCUGUCUGACGAUACGGGCAAUUCAUUUAGAAGUCGUGCAUUCGCUCAGCACGGAAUCCUGCAAAAUGGCCAUUAGACGAUUUAUCGUACAUCAUGGGUCACCGAGAGAAAUAUACAGCGACAACGGCACCAACUUCGUGGGCGUUCGAAAUGAACUUUCCCGAGAGAUAAAAGCAGAGGAAUUAUCGGAGUGUUUUACAAACGCCAACACCAAAUGGAUUUUCAACCCUCCUUUGGCUCCGCAUAUGGGUGGAGCGUGGGAGAGACUGGUGCGCUCAGUCAAAGCCGCGAUGUGUGCCAUGCAAAUGACGAAAAACCCUGACGAAGAGACAUUCGCCACAAUCGUUCGAGAAGCGGAGGACAUCGUGAACUCGCGCCCUCUCACUUUCAUUCCCAUCGAAAACGGACAGCAAGAAGCUUUGACACCCAACCACUUUUUGAAGUUAAGUUCGGACGGGGUGACUCAGACGCCGAAAAGGUUGAAGGACGAUAGAUCAGCACACCGUAAUAAUUGGAAUCACCUUAACAAUGCUGUAGAUCAAUUCUGGUACCGAUGGGUACGUGAGUACUUACCUACAAUUACACGACGCACUAAAUGGUUUCACGACACGAAGGAAAUCGUACCUGGGGACCUUGUGAUAAUCGUGAACGAAUCGGAGCGUAAUGGAUGGACAAGAGGAAGAGUGGUAUCUUUAUCGACAGCGGCUGACGGAAGGAAACGGCGAGCGGUAGUUCAAACAUCUUCUGGACUUCUUCGGAGGGCGGUAGCUAAACUUGCACGAUUGGAGGUAGGAGGUAAAACUGGGUCCGAUUGACGAUAGUGCCCAGUGUUACGGGUCGGGGAAUGUUGAAGUAGUUGAUAACGUUUAGCCGCUAGAGGGUGUAGAAGAGAAUGAUGUAAAGAAACAGAAAAGAUAGGAAGAUUAGGGCGCACUUUUGAAACGUGGUCAGACGUACGUGGUUGAAUUGUUGAGUUCUUGGAUUAUUAUCUGAAAAAUUAAGAUAUUUAACGAUUGUAAGUAAACAAUAAUUAAUAGAAAUAGAAAAAGAAACAUAUACUUACCCGAAUCAUACUUACCAAAAUUGUAGCAAUAACAGCGAGUUGGAAAUUAGAUGUUGGAAGGAGAAUAAGAAAAUUGAGGUUACGGAAUUUGUAAGUUAAUGAUCAAUAAUGAAACGAAAUUGAAUUGUUACUAAUAAAAUAUUAUAGCUUUUAGCAAAA
This is a messenger RNA of Uranotaenia lowii, 1664 nucleotides long. RefSeq lists its product as uncharacterized. NCBI's taxonomy places the organism in Eukaryota, Metazoa, Arthropoda, Insecta, Diptera, Culicidae. The record is from RefSeq and is a predicted model, not a curated record. Gene Ontology annotation, molecular function: nucleic acid binding. The transcript has 2 exons. Gene Ontology annotation, biological process: DNA integration. Bases 313 to 1257 code for a protein of 314 amino acids.